Molecule: messenger RNA, 3579 nt
Organism: Guyanagaster necrorhizus
Lineage: Eukaryota; Fungi; Basidiomycota; Agaricomycetes; Agaricales; Physalacriaceae
Exons: 8
Coding region: 1-3579 (1192 amino acids)
Source: RefSeq, a predicted model, not a curated record
AUGUCAAGCCGCCGUCUCAUUUUAAUCGACCAUCCUUAUCUUGUCUUCAAUGCUCUAACUUUUGUCACGGCAGUACUGGCAACGUCUUCGCCGUCUCUUAUUCCUGCUGUACUUCACCUAUCUGCCCUUCUCGUCUAUACCCCCUUGCUCGUGAAUCGUCCCAGCGCAAACAAGCAGGCUGCUUUCUUGUGGAUUAACUUGUCUUUCGCAAAAUUUGUCAUUUUCUUUGCACCGGCCAUUCAUGCGCUUUCCUCACCCGCUCCUUCCCUGGCCCUCCUCUUCCUCGGGGGGUUAAUUACCUCAGCCAUAACUCUAGCUACCCUUUACAUUCACACCAAACUCAGAUCACGGUUGCUAUCAGCAUGGUCCCAGAUCAUGUUAUUUCCCGCAUUAUGGGCUGCUGUAUGGUGGGGAGUAUCUUCUGUCAGUCCGAUCGGACGUCUCACCUCAUGGACACCAGUCGUUGACACCAUGGGGUACAGUUGGAUGUUAAAGUGGCUAGGGCCGGUAAUGGAUGAUUGGAUUACCGCAGCUUGGGCGGUCGUCAUCUCUGAAAUUGCUGGAGCGUGGCUUAUGAGCUCAGAAUCCCUCGAGGAAGAGGAGCCGUUACUUGGGAAUCGCGGUCCGGGUUCAAAAAAUGAAACAACAGCAGCAGCUUCUAUGCCUUCGUGGCGUUGCAUUCUGUAUCUGUCCACUCUCCUAGCAGUUUCGACAAUACCCUCGUUUAUUGUCUCCGACAUUGUACUCUUUGGAUACCACUCCGUUCAGCAAACCAAGAAGCUUGAUGGACAGGCUCAAGUUUUGUUGUGGCCUGAAGGUGCAGUCACCUUUCGGGACGAGUCUCAGCGAGCUGCGGCUUUAGCAGAAGUACAGAAGACGAUCCGGGGAUCCCUUGUGGGGGUCUCCUUUGAAGAGUCUGUUAAGGACCCUUCCGAUGCCACUGGCCGGAGCCUUUUGAGACGAAAUGGCAUGGUUGUUGUCUCUAACAAGUCUUCCUCACCUCAUUUGGAAUACUACAAACGACACCUUGUCCCCGUUGCCGAAUCAUUUUCUCUGGUACAUUCUACUACACCCGCGACCAUUUAUACCAUGGAAAUGAAGAAUCCGUCGGACGUGAAAAAGCCGGAUUGGGCACCUCCUCCCAAGUUUACGAGGCCCGUUCCGAUGACGGCUUCCAUUUGCCUUGACUUUGCCAUCCCCGGGACUUUGGCUGCGCUUGGCACUAGACCGGCUCUUAUUCUAGCUCCUGCCAGAACAUGGGAGCCCACAGUAGGUUUGGCCAUGUGGGAACAAGCAAAACGCCGUGCGGCAGAACUGGACAGCACGAUUUUAUGGUGCGACGGGGGUGAUGGCGGAGUAAGUGGCGUAUCGGGUAAGGGAAUCACGGAAGUUACACAAGUUGGGGAAGGGUCCUGGGUGCGUAGCUACCCUUUUAACGAAGAACGCACGGUGUAUGGUAUUAGGGGAAAUUCUAUUGCCAUGGUUUUCAUCGGAAUCAUAUUCGCAGGUGGGUUUGCCAGAGCUAUUCCCUGGCCGACCUUGGGAAACCUUCACAUUGGCUGGGUGAAAGAGAAGUAUGCUCGUUUCCGCGCGAUGCUUGGACGGAACGAGACGCCGGAUCUUGUGGACUUUUAUCGACGAAGCCGCCUGUUCUGCACGAGUCCAAAUUUCAAGAACAAGUCAAAAGAUACAACGGCGUCUCUCAAUUCUGUACGGUCGAGAUUUGCUAGACGCCCACGCGGCUCUUUGCGACUCUUACCUCAUAACAGUCACAUACAGCCUGCUGUUGGCAUCAACGACGAGGAGGAUGACGACGCAUCCAGCGGUUUCUUCGUCGUGACUGCCGCCGACCUUCCCAUCAGCCUCGACAGUCCUCAGCAACUGACGCUUACCUGGAACAGCGACAAGCCCACCAAUCUAUCCCCGACACCUUGCAGCACUUCACCGCCUUCUGUCGUGAACGACGUUUCUGUACUCAACCGCUUCAGAAAUCAUUCACGAGUUUCCAUCUUUCCACGACGGAGGCUGCGACUGCCCUUGCCAAAGAACAAGGGCAAUCAUACCUCGGAUCCCAUUCUCGACGACUUUCCUGACCCUCCCACUCAUAUCCCUACUCCCACUGACGCGACCUCAGCAGUCAAUUUCGCGCCACACAGCGUCUCUUACCUCGUCUCUGUCGACACAGAGACGUCCAAGAAACGCCGUAUUUUCUCUACAGAAAGCCUCAAAUCGCUCACCAAGCGAGUAAAGUGGAGACGUCGACAGGCCGACCUCUCUCCUUUGCACGAGUUACCAAUCUCUAUCGAGAAGCCAUUGCCACCCACCCCAACGGAAGAGUACACGACUGUACCUCCAGUUAUCACUUACUGUGUGGUCGACCCCGUUGAGCUAACAGCUUCCCCAUCACCGCAUAUUGGUCUUGACCUCUGUGCUCCUUCUGCACGGACAUCCUUCCUCCCACCCUCACCUUCUUGGUUGAGCCGAAACCUUCCGGCACCAUACAGAGUCCCAAGCUACGAUUCGACUGUUCCAGAAGCUUCUACAGUCCCAGCGUCACCUCCACCACUGCCCAUACCCCCUCGCCUUGCUGAACCUUCUCUUCAGGGAGAUUCUCCCCCUCUCUCCCCGCUGGAAGUCACAAGCUGGCUCACUCACCUUGAAACCUUCAAGUUUUCGAAGAACAACUCUGCGUCGUCCCUGAUUCAGUAUAGAUCACUAUCUCGGCGUUCAUCUGUGAAAUCUAUUUCGACGCAGUCCUUCUUCACAUACUCAGCUAGUGGAAAGGAAAACCAGGUGCACUCAUCUAAGGACCAUUCAAGUCUGCUACUUAAACCCUCCGGAUCACCACCUUCACUUCCCCACGAAUCUCCGGCAAGUGCAAAACCAGGUUCUUCCCCUACCCUUUGCUCAGUCUCAAUCCGUACACAUAUUCAUCCCCUGCUUUCGCCACAACCAUCUCUCAAACACCCAGUUCUUUCGGAAGACCGUCAGAUCUUUAUUCCGACAGCUCAUCCUGAUACUGAUAUCAACGAUCCCUCUGAUUUCUUAACCACUGCUUUUGAAAGCGUCUUUUCCGAAGCCAGAGGACACCUUUUGAAUAUGGAUCUUUACGGAAAGACUGGAGAAGUUAUUGAUUUUGGUGGCGAGGUGGAUUAUUCUGGAGCCGCGUGGUUCCAAGACGUCCCACAAAGACCUACACCGGCGCCACAAAGCGUUGGGACGCCGUAUGUGCCUGAUCCAGACGUCAUAACUCAGAACGAGGCCUUUGAAUACGCACUCACUGCGGCACCUAAUCUGGGCGUCUUGGCGUGGUGUUCCGAAUUUGGUGAACUCAUCGACAAUCUCAAGGAGAUGGGAUUCGCCGGCAACAUGUUCGUCAGUACCCGAUCUCAAGCACUGAAGACGUGCGACGAGAUACUCAGGCUGAGGCUUACGGAUGUGAAGAUGCAGAUCAUCGUUAUGUAUCUUUCUUCGCAAGUUUCACGCCUCAGACGCUUUUUGGAUGGAGACCGUGUAUGGGAUGAUUAUCCUGAACUGACAUUCCCACUGGAGCCGAUGAAGCAUCAGGCAACAUCGUAG